AUGUCAUCAAUAGUUUCUGAAGCAACAGAAAAUAAUAAUGAUUUACCAGCUGAUGUUUUCAGUUAUAAUAAUGAUCGAUUUUAUCAAUUUGUUGAAGAAAAAUAUGGUGCUGAUAUUGCUGAAUUAUUAAGUUUUCAGGCAAUUCGAAAUGGAGCACAUCUUUUAAGUCUUAAACUUGCAAUCGAAAAUUUCAUCCAGUUGUUAACAAUGAAACAUGAACAAGAAAAGAGGGAAAAAAAACGAUAUUCAGCUAAACGUUCAUCGUCAAAUGGUAAUACAAUAACAUCCACCAAUGAAACACAAUCACAACUUGAAACAUCUUUACCAGUGUCAACAUUACUUACUCCAUCUUCGAGUGAGAUAUCACCAACACCAUCAAGAUUACCACCAAUACAAAAAAAAUUGAAUGAAAUUGAUCAUAAAAUCGACAUUAAAAAACGAAUUAAUAAAUGGUGGAGCACAAUUAAUAAUGAUGAUUUAUCUUUGGACGAAGGUACGGAUUAUUUUCUGCAUAUGAAUAAAUCGUUAAAUAAUAACACAUUCAUUUGUUUGUUAAUAUGUCAAUAUAAUAAGCGUUUUCAAUUACCAUUUAUUACACCAGGUUUUUUCAAAUUAUCGUCAUUUUAUCGUCACAUCAAAGAAAAACAAUGUUUAAAACUUUCGAAGAUGAAACAUGGAGAAGAAAAUGAUACAAAUAUUAAUGAAAAUUCAACUACAAGUGAAUCAAAUAUAUCAAGCUCUUCUUCGGAUUCAUUAAUUACUGUAUCAAACAAGAACAAGACGUCAACCCGUGCAGGGUCGAAACGAUUUCGAUCACCAUCAAUAAAAGAAUCUUCAAAAAUUAAGAAAUUAAAUUAUUUAAAAAAAGCACUUGGAUUUGUGUCAGUUGAUGGAAAUUUCCAUCUUCGACUAGGUUUUCGAAAUUUACUUGAACGUUUAUUAUUAUUAAAUAAAUUUAGUUAUGAUAUUCAUAUUCAACAGUUUGCUUUAUUAUUGUUUAUUCUUGGUGGAAGAAAUUGUUACGAAUUUCUUCGAUUAAAUUUACCUGGUGCAUUACCUCAUAAUAUAUCUAAUUUAGAAUUAUUAAUGAGAAACCAGGAAGUGAGAAUAAUUGAAUGUGAAUUUCGAUUUAAAUUGUUAAAAGAAUACUCACAAUCAAAUAAUUGUAAUUAUAUAUUUUCUUCUGAAGAUUGUACCAGUUGUAUUUGUCAUAUUGAUUAUGAUGUACAAUUAAAUUCUUUCAUUGGAUUUGCAUCACCUUUAAUUGAUGGAAUGCCACAACCAAAUUUUUUCCGAACAGAAAAUUUCGAAGAAUUAAAAAUGUGGUUUAAUAAUUGUAAUAAAUCAAAAUUUAUUAACAUUCAUAUGAUACAGACAGUAGUACCAUCAGCUUCACCAUUUAUUUUGUCGGCUUUCGGGUCAGACAACAAAUUCACAGCAACGGAUGUUUUAAAGAGAUGGUUAUAUAUCUACAAUCAGUGUUUAUUGCAGGAUAUACGUGUAAUAGGUUUUAGUUCUGAUGGUGAUCCACGUUGUCUCAAAACAAUGAGAUUAUGUACUCGAUUUUUUGCUGAAUUACCUAAUUUAAAUCUUUAUAAAUAUAAUGAUAAUUUUAAUAUAAAAAUACCAGAGCAAUGGUCAUGGUUUUUUAUGAAAGACCAACAAAUUUUGCUUUUUAUGCAAGACCCGCCGCAUAUCGCAACAAAAUUUCGAAAUAGACUUCUUUCUGAAGUAGCAUUGAUGAAGAUGGGUGAUUAUUCAAUUGAUAUUCAACACUUGAUGAACUUAAUUGAAUUAAACAAUAAACUUGAACAUAAUUUAAUUAAAUGUGAUAAUGACAAAGAAAUAAAUAAUUAUUCGAUAAAUCCUAUUAAACAAUUGAAUUUAACAGAAUCUGAUAUUGAAAAGCUUAUAGAAAAUGCAUUUGAAUUAGCUAAAAAAUAUGUUGCAGUGGUCAAUAUGACCAAGUUAUUAAUUAAUAAAAACAUAUACACAUUACCUGAAUUAAGUCGUUAUAUAAAAACUAAUACAAGUAAAUCAUCGUCGAAAGUAGUAGAUAAUACAGAAGGUAUUAAUCUUGAUCAAGAUAGUGAUGAUGAUGAAUUGAAAGAUGAAAUAAAUGAUUCAGAAAUACUUGAUGAUGAACAUCGAUUAUCUACUAAUAGUACUGAUGAUGAUGAUGAUGAUGAUGAUGAAGGUAACAUUCUGGCAAGUGAUCUUUCUGAUGUAGAACGACAGAAUUUUCACGGCUGUCGAAUAUACGACAUAAUCAAUCCGCAACAUGCCAAAAAAUAUGUUCGUAUUCGAAUAGGUACAUCAUUAAAAUAUUUACAUAAACAAACGGCAUGCUGA
Rotaria sp. Silwood1 is the source of this 2352-nucleotide messenger RNA. The record is from the annotation of a GenBank genome assembly. NCBI's taxonomy places the organism in Eukaryota, Metazoa, Rotifera, Eurotatoria, Philodinida, Philodinidae.